AUGGCACAAGGUAAGGAGAGGCUCAGAGUUUACCACCAGACUCUGUUGGGGGGGCUCAAGGCAGCUGCACAGAAACCCACUAACCUAGCUAGAGUAGGAGAUGUUCAACAAGGCCCCACUGAGAGUCCAGCUGCUUAUCUGGAAAGACUGAUGGAGGCCUUUAGACAAUACACCCCCAAGGACUCAGAAGCAGAAGGCACUCAGGCUGCUUUGAUAAUGCAUUUUGUCAACCAGGCGGCUCCAGACAUCAGGAAAAAGUUACAAAAACUAGAACGCCUGGGAGAAAAGAGUAUCCAGGACUUAAUAACAGUGGCAGAAAGGGUCUACAAUACUCAAGAGACCCCAGAGGAAAAACAAGCUAAGGCAGCAGACCGCCAGACCCACAAUAUGGCGUGCAUCCUGCUAGCGGCAACAGUUCCUGAUUCGGGAGAAAGGGAGCGCCAGCUGCACCGCCUAGCGGCUGAAGGGGCUCAAUAUUCGGUUUUGCUGGAGCCCCAAGGGAAACUGGCCAGAAAGACUUCAUGGGUGCAGGGGGCCACUGGGAUGAAACAAUAUCAAUGGACUACCUGAAGAUCGGUGGAUUUGGGCAUGCACUGGGUAUCCCACUCCUUUAUGGUCAUCCCGGAAUGCCCCUUCCCACUGUUGGGAAGAGACUUGUUAACCAAGAUGGGAGCUCAAAUUCACUUCCUCCCAGGAGAAACUAAAAUACUUGAUCAGGCGGGCAGGCCGAUUCAAGUACUGACAAUUCAAUUAGAGGAUGAAUAUAGGCUGCACCAAAAACCGACCCUUCCCCAAACGGACAUCCAGGAGUGGCUAGAUGAAUUCCCUGAAGCGUGGGCCGAGACAGGGGGAACCAGCUUGGCUAGGCACCGCCCUCCUAUAUGUAUAGAUCUCAAGCCAGGAGCCAAUCCCGUCGGAGUCAGACAAUAUCCUAUGACCUUAGAGGCCCGACAGGGAAUCAUCCCCCACAUCCUCAGGCUCCUAGCCCAGAAAAUCUUGAGACUCUGUCAGUCAGCGUGGAACACUCCCCUGCUCUCUGUUAAAAAACCAAAUUCUCAUGACUAUCAGACAGUACAGGACCUGCGGGAAGUUAACCACGGAGUUCUAGAUAUUUAUUCUAUGGUGCCAAACCCAUACAACCUGAGCUCGCUCCUGCCAGAUCAUCACUGGUAUAUGGUCCUAGAUCUAAAAGACGCUUUCUUUAGUCUAUCCCUGGUGCCCAAGAGCCAGGAGCUUUUCGCCUUUGAGUGGUCUGACCUGGAAGAGGGGAUCAAUGGACAGCUGACCUGGACGCGACUGCCACAGGGAUUUAAAAAUUCUCCCACCAUCUUCGAUGAGGCCCUCCAUGAAGACCUGGGUGAGUUUAGACAACAGCACCCCCAACUAACCUUGUUGUAA
This is a messenger RNA of Budorcas taxicolor (takin), 1398 nucleotides long. RefSeq lists its product as uncharacterized. Lineage: Eukaryota; Metazoa; Chordata; Mammalia; Artiodactyla; Bovidae. The record is from RefSeq and is a predicted model, not a curated record. Gene Ontology annotation, molecular function: aspartic-type endopeptidase activity. Gene Ontology annotation, biological process: proteolysis; virion assembly.